ACCAGACAACCAUCGCCUCUCUCUCUCUCUCUCUCUCUCUCCUGUCAAAACUGUCUCUCUCGCUAAAAUCUGCUCUGCCCUCGACGAGAUCUUCCCUGCUUCUGGCGCUACUUUCGCACCGAUCCCUCCUCCAUUUUCAUUCCCAACCUCCACCGUUUUAAAACUCCGGCUCUGCUCUUGGACAUCACAGUCUCUGUCUGAUCAGCUCGCGCCUGGGUUCCUUCCUCCUGAAGAUCUUAUCCUCAUCCCGCUUAGAAAUCAAGCUAUUAAUCCCCUAAGAUUUCCCCGUGAUAGCGAGAUAAAAAUUCUCUGGGAAUUUUUGCAUCGCAGUGAAGCGACCGGGGUAUAUAGUAUAUACAAUAAUUCCCUUAGCAUCUCGCCACUGUUAUAUUUGCCCCCCGUGUCCGCAACAGGUUCCGAAGAAGAAACAGAGGGAGAGAGAGAGAGAGAGGAGAGGUGUUCGUUUGUCUCCACAUGGAUUCGAGUAACCAUCAAAGCUACAACCAGAGUCAACCCUCGAGUUACGGGUUGCUUCGUUUCCGCACGACUCCGAGCUCGCUCCUCGAGGAUUUCGCUGAGGGUGGAGCGAUUAAGGUCGGUUUGUCUGAAGGGUAUGAGGCUGACAAGUUCAGCUCCAGGUUCUUGGGUUACGGCGGCAACUGCCGCGGGUCGGGUUCGCCAUCUCUCCAAGUUUUCGACGAAAAGUCUCCGCCUUCCACGGCGGCGGAGGCGGCGGUCGGGAGCUUUGCAAACUCGCCCCGCGGUGGGUAUGCUCUGCCGCCUCAAUAUCCGAGGCAGAGCUCCGGUAUGAGCUCUUCCGCCAUGGAUAGCUCGUAUGGCGUGCUGAGCUCAAUGGCGACGGAUCGCCACACCCAGGUGAAGCCUGGCGAUUCAAGUAUCGCGAGGCAGGGUAGCUCUCCUUCUGGACUCUUCUCUGAUCUCUCUGCUCAAAAUGGCUUUCCUGCGAUGAGAGGUACUACAAACUAUAGAGUGGGGAAUGGAGUCAACGGAGAAGCAAGUCCUUCGAGAAGCAAGUUGAAUGGUCAGAUGAGCGUCUCAUCUGGGUUAUCUUGUUCCUUGGGGGUUUUGUCACAGAUUUCAGAACUUGGAAGUGAAAGCUUUGGAGCACAGAGUCCUGAUGCUGCAAAAAUAGGGAUUGGCAGUGGCACUAGCCGGUUUCACGGCUCUGGAUAUCUAUUCAAUUCUUGGAGUGAUUCCUCAAAUUUCUCACAGAAUUUUAUGGGCCUGAAGAGAGAUGAAGAAAAUGGUCUGAAAAAAUUUUCUGGUGAUCAGAAUGGGAAUCCAGGUAAUCAGGUUCACCUGCUGUCCCAUCAUCUAAGCUUGCCGAAGACUUCAUCAGAGAUGGCUGCUGUAGAGAAGUUCCUGCAAUUCCAAGAUUCUGUCCCAUGUAAAAUCAGAGCGAAGCGGGGUUGUGCCACUCAUCCUCGAAGUAUUGCUGAAAGGGUGCGAAGGACAAGGAUAAGCGAAAGAAUGAGAAAAUUGCAAGAGCUGGUGCCGAAUAUGGACAAGCAAACGAACACGGCCGACAUGCUAGAUCUGGCUGUUGAUUACAUUAAGGACCUGCAGAAACAGUUCAAGAUACUCAGCGACAACCGAGCAAAUUGCAAAUGCCUAAGUAUGCAGAAGCCAUCCAACCAAAUUAUCUGACGUUCUUCUGUAGGUGUAAAGAUAGAGAGAAAGUUAGGAAAGUAGAUUUCGUUCCAUACUAGUACUGGAAACAGAACUGUAGGAAGGAGCGCAAGACAGUUCCUUUUUCCUACUAUUGUAUUCUAAGAAUGUUUG
Molecule: messenger RNA, 1803 nt
Organism: Rhodamnia argentea
Lineage: Eukaryota; Viridiplantae; Streptophyta; Magnoliopsida; Myrtales; Myrtaceae
Product: transcription factor bHLH130
Exons: 6
Coding region: 475-1668 (397 amino acids)
Biological process (GO): regulation of transcription by RNA polymerase II
Cellular component (GO): nucleus
Molecular function (GO): RNA polymerase II cis-regulatory region sequence-specific DNA binding; DNA-binding transcription factor activity, RNA polymerase II-specific; protein dimerization activity
Source: RefSeq, a predicted model, not a curated record